AUGGAGGUCUGUUACCAUCUCUUAUCAUCUAAUUCACAAUCAUAUCCAUUCAUCCUUACAUCUGACUUUAACGGUCUACAUUUUUCAAUUCAAACAGCAGAGGAACAUGAAUCAAAGACUACAAAUCAACCAAAUGGUAACCAUUUUAGUGAAAUUGAAUCGUUUAGAGCCCUAGUUGGUGACUCUGAUGCCAACUCCCUGAAGGAGUUUAUAGAUAAGAUAAAUUCAAAUGAUGAAGAUGGAGUUAUAGUUACCAAUACCUCCAUUGUUCUUUCUCCAAGUUCUGAUAAAGUUCAUCGAACAGUAGGAAUCUCUCUUAUCAAUGUUUCUUUUCAUCAAUUAUAG
This is a messenger RNA of Lactuca saligna, 345 nucleotides long. NCBI's taxonomy places the organism in Eukaryota, Viridiplantae, Streptophyta, Magnoliopsida, Asterales, Asteraceae. The record is from the annotation of a GenBank genome assembly.